This is a messenger RNA of Cucurbitaria berberidis CBS 394.84, 2824 nucleotides long. Its product is annotated as RINT-1 family protein-like protein. The transcript is spliced from 6 exons. Gene Ontology annotation, biological process: regulation of ER to Golgi vesicle-mediated transport; retrograde vesicle-mediated transport, Golgi to endoplasmic reticulum; endoplasmic reticulum to Golgi vesicle-mediated transport. The record is from RefSeq and is a predicted model, not a curated record. Lineage: Eukaryota; Fungi; Ascomycota; Dothideomycetes; Pleosporales; Cucurbitariaceae. Bases 35 to 2578 code for a protein of 847 amino acids. Gene Ontology annotation, cellular component: Dsl1/NZR complex.
CGUUGCUGCUGCAGCAUCUGGCAACCCUCGUACGAUGAACGAGGCCAUGGACGACAGCCAGGCGCGCGUAGCCGACUACCUCGACGACAAACUGCAGACCAUCAGCGACCUGGACUCGCUCGAUGCGCUCCUGACCAAGAUCACCUCGCAGCACGGCCUGCUCAAGCAGCAGCUCGACGACGCACAGCGCCAUCUCCACGACGCGAAGCAGUCAGCCCAUGCCCACCACGCCCAGCUCCAGCAGCGCGGCGACGCCUUCCAGCAUGCCCAGGCCGACAUUGACCGCCGCCUCAUGGUCAUUACCGCCUCGGAGACCAGUGACGAUGCCGUCCCCCGCUUCGAAGCCGUGCUCGACACACUGCACCGCCUGGACGUGGCCAACGGAUACGUCGAGCUGCUGAGCGAGGUCCAUGUCCUCAGCAAACACGCCCAGGCACAGCUCCAGACCUCCAAUGAAGCCGCCCUACACCCGUACAAGCAACUGCGUGCUCUCCACACUCGCCUGACCAACCUGCAACAUGCUGCAGAGGGUGCCGCUCCGCAGUUACUCCACCACGUCGACAGCAUCACCCAAGUCCUGCGCACAAAGAUCCUCGAUGCCUUUUCGUCCGAUCUCGACGUGGUUCUGAAGAAGAUACACUGGCCCACGCCAAAAGCAAACAUACCUAGUCAGCUGCGCGAAGAAUGGGAAACGGCAAUUGCUAAGCUGUUGGACCUGCAGAUGCCUGAGCUGCAAGGCGCAGACUAUGCCAGCGGGCCAGUGGACAAGGUUAAGCUGCCUGCAGUUCUCUUCCCGCUCGAUGUACUCGUGCAACCCUUGGAGAUGCGCUUCCGCUACCAUUUCGAAGGUGACAGGCCAACGAAUCGGAUUGAUAGGCCUGAAUACUUCCUCUCUCACAUCACCACACUGUUGAAUGAUUACAGUGGAUUCGUAGGCGACCAUCUGCAACCUGUUCUACUGAGGCACUUUCGCGGGACUGAUUUGGCCCUCGACCCUGUCUACAUUGAUGCCAUGUCUGCCUUCAUCACCGCGCUUCUACCAAUGCUUAGGACCAAGAUCGGAUCCCUGUUGCCCAAGGUCGCCGGCCAACCCCAGCUCCUCAGCCACCUUAUGCAUGAAGUGAUGAGCUUUGACACUACCAUUAGAGACACUUGGGGCUACGAUGGCGGCUACGGAAUAGACGGCUGGAAAGGGCUCUCCUGGGAGUUUCUCGUGCAAGGCGAUUGGUUCGGCCGCUGGCUGCAGGUUGAAAAAGACUUCGCAUUAUCCCGCUAUCAAAGUAUCGUAGACGAUCCAGAUUUCGGUGAUCUCGACUACGAAUCCGUCGAUCCCAACGCCACCAAGCCAACCAAGGGAGCGAUCCGCGUCAACGACCUGCUCGAAACCAUAACUGAUCGAUACAGACCCUUGACAUCCUUCACGCAGAAACUUACCUUUUUGCUAGACAUACAGAUUGCCAUCUUCGACAAACUGCAUGAGAGGCUUUCGAGUAGUCUAGAUGCGUACCUCGCGAUGACCACGUUCACGGGACGUACCAUAGGUGGUGUUACGAAAGAGGAACAGGAAAAACUGCUUGGCAUCGAGGGGCUUGAGCGCCUCUGCAGGACGUAUGGCAGCGCAGACUAUCUCGAAAAAGCAAUGCGGGACUGGAGCGACGACGUGUUCUUCCUAGACAUUUACGAGGAGCUACAAGACCGUGCGAGACAAGCAAACAGCAUUGGUAGCAUGAGCGUUGCUGACGUUGCUGGACGCACGUCAAAGUCGGUCGAAGGAGACAGUGACAGCGGCUCGCUCUUUGAUGAAACGGCGAGUUGGUAUGCGCGCCUCCGCGAACGCAGCGCAAACAUCAUCAUCGACAGGUUGAACAAUAAUGUGCGGGAGGCGCUGCGGCCCUACCGACAUAUCAAUCCCUGGGCGACUCUCAGCGGCUCUUCGUCAGCUGCAGCCACAAAUCUCUCGCCUACAGCAGAGAUCGACCCACUUCUCACCCACCUAACCACUACCUUGACGUUCUUGUCCCGCGUGCUUGCUUCCGCUCCCCUGCGCCGCAUUACUAGAACGGUGCUCGCCACCAUCUCAAGCACGCUUUGGGACAACGUCCUUAGCCGAUAUCGUUUUUCGACUGCAGGCGCGGCACAGCUGCACACUGAUCUUGCGGCGAUAUGUCGCGUCGUGGAUAAAGCGGUGGGCCCGGGAGUCGCUGAAACAGGCUUACAAAAAUGCAUCGAGGGCGCACAGCUCGUUGGGCUGCCUGUCAAGGGUGGCAACAAUCAGGCUGUGAGGACGCCAUCGUCUACAGAAGAUGGUGGCGAUGGCGGCGAGGAAGAUUGGGAAGCUUGGGGCGGCGCGGAUGCAGACGAGGACGGGGACGGGGAUGAUGGGGCGCCUGUUCCGCGAAAAGCAAACAUUGGUGACACAGCGGCCGGGGAUGUGGACCUUGGCCUAUGGGAGGUGGAGAAGCGUCUCUUUGCGGACAAUCAGAGCGCGAGGGAUGUCUUGGAGGCGUUGGGGUUGGACGUGUUGAGCGAGACGGAGGCGAGGGCGCUGUUGCGACGAAGGGUCGAGUUGGCGGGUUAGCAAGUAGGCAGUUGCUCUCUGAGCUGUCAUGUGCCAAGUGAAGAGCUGAGAUCGUACGAUGCAGGUCACAAAGUUGAUCACGAUUAGAUCAGACGAUGUUUCUGCAUGUAGUCGAUAUCGUAGUCACAAAUUCGAUUGCCGUGGCUCUCACAAGGUCCCAAUGCAGCACCCUGGUCAAUGCAAAAGACUAUCACACGGCGCAACCGCAGCAAACCUUAUUGUUCAAAGAGCGAAAUUAAAAGAGGG